Messenger RNA from Penicillium chermesinum, 1617 nucleotides. RefSeq names its product Gfo/Idh/MocA family protein. The transcript has 3 exons. The record is from RefSeq and is a predicted model, not a curated record. Gene Ontology annotation, molecular function: nucleotide binding. Bases 1 to 1617 code for a protein of 538 amino acids. Lineage: Eukaryota; Fungi; Ascomycota; Eurotiomycetes; Eurotiales; Aspergillaceae.
AUGAAAGAACCUCAGCCCCCACCUGCAUCAGAGAUCCUCUCGUCGAAGCCCUUCCAAAGGCGAACGAGGUUUCUCGUCAUCGGUGCAGGCUCUAGAGGAAAUGCCUAUGCCCGUGCCGUCACCACCACGACGCCCGGCACAAUCCACGCCGUAGCAGAGCCACGUGCCUUCAAGCGCACCGAGUUCGGCCGCAACUACAUUUGGGGCAACGAUGGCCAAGAAUUCAACGACUGGCGUGAGUGGCUAAAAUGGGAGGUCGCUCGAAGAGACCGUGUAUCCAAACACAGUGAACCCGCCAGUGACCUCGCUGCACCAGCCAGCGAGCCCGUCGCAGGCGUCGAUGGCGUCUUCAUCUGCACCCUCGACGAAACUCAUGUGGAAAUCAUCCAAGCCAUCGCUCCUCUCAAACUCCACAUCCUCUGCGAGAAACCUCUCGCCCUGUCCCUCACAGACUGUCUGACUGUCUACCGCGCCCUCCAGCCCCCCUCUGGGAGCGGCGUCCUCCCAUCCCCUCCCACAAUCUUCUCCAUAGGCCACGUCCUGCGCUACAGCCCCCACAACAUCAAGCUCCGGAAACUCCUCCUUGAAGAUCGGGUCAUCGGCGACAUUGUCUCGCUCGAGCACACCGAGCCCGUCGGCUGGUGGCACUUCUCGCACAGCUACGUCCGCGGCAACUGGCGCCGCGCCACACCCGCGGGCGAUGGGUCUCUGCUCACGAAAUCCUGCCACGAUAUCGACUUUGUCCUCUGGCUGCUCUGCUCGCCUGCCUCCGCGGAGAACGCCCGCGUGAGCGGCCAGAAACCGCAUUUCCCGCGCUCGAUCUCGUCGGCGGGCUCGUUAACGCAGUUCCGUCCUGCGAGGAAGCCUGCCGCUGCGGGGGCGGCGACGAACUCGGGAGUGCAGUUAUUCUGCGGUGCGGAUUUACAAAGAUCGGCACUUGGACCGGGGCAUCGCGGGUGGCCGGUUGACAUUGUUUCGCCGGAUAUCGAGGAUGUGUUCCGGGCUCAUGGGGCGAAGGCAGCGGAGAAGAGGCUGAUGGAGAGAUUGGGGGAGGAUUAUGACGAAAGCCUUCCGGAUGAGGAGGUGGCCGCGAGACCGUGGUAUGGACGGUGCGUCUUCGAGGCGGAUAAUACGGUGUGUGAUGACCAGGUUGUUACGAUGGCGUGGGAUGAUGAAGGAGUUGCGCCGCAUCGGGUGGCGAAGACGGCUACCUUUCAUAUGGUUGCGCCUACGGAGAAGCAAUGUGAGCGGCGGGGGCGAGUGUAUGGCACGACGGGCGAGAUCGAGUAUGAUAGUACAACUAUUUCCAUUUACGAUUUUGCGUCGGAGAAGACGACCAAGAUCGUCAUUGAGAAGCCGCCGCCGGAGAGGGCGGAGUCUCAUGGCGGAGGAGAUUAUGGGCUGGCGGGACAGUAUGUUGCGGCUGUUGAAGCGGUGGUCAAUGAAGGGUUGGACGUUGAGACCGCGCAGGCACGCUUUAUCGGGUGUACUCUGGAGGAGGCUGUUCAGAGUCAUGCUGUUGUCUUUGCGGCGGAAGAGGCACGACGGGAGGAACGUGUUGUACGGUGGGGCGAGUGGUGGGAGGAGAAGAAGAGCCUUUCCAGUAAUUUGGCUUGA